Messenger RNA from Triticum urartu, 1032 nucleotides. Its product is annotated as HAD superfamily, subfamily IIIB acid phosphatase. The record is from RefSeq and is a predicted model, not a curated record. NCBI's taxonomy places the organism in Eukaryota, Viridiplantae, Streptophyta, Magnoliopsida, Poales, Poaceae. Gene Ontology annotation, molecular function: acid phosphatase activity.
UCGAUCGACCCGUCUGCCUUGCCUGCCGCGAGCAUUAUUAGCGCGUCGAUCCAGCCCACGUUUGUUUGGUAAUCCCGGGCGCGCGGCAUUGAUGGGUUCCUCCCAGGCGCUUGCUCUGUGGGUGGUGAUCACGCACCUCCUCUCCCUUGGCGGCGGCUUCGUAAGCUGCGCCAAGCCGAGCUUCUGGCCGAGCUCGGCCACGCACGACGAGGCCGGCUGCCUCAGCUGGCGCGUCAUGGUGGAGGCCAACAACGCGCGGGGCUGGCGUACGGUGCCGGCGCCCUGCGUCGGCUACGUCAAGGCCUACAUGACCCGGGGCCAGUACGGCAGGGACCUGGACAGCGUCAUGGAGCAGGUGUCCGCGUACGUCGACCAGAUCGCCGCCGCCGCCGACGGCCUCGACGCCUGGAUCUUCGACAUCGACGACACCUGCCUCUCCAACCUGCUCUACUACCAGGCCAAGCGCUUCGGGGCGUACGAUCCCAUGGCCUUCAAGAAGUGGGCUAGCCAGGGGGCCUGCCCGGGGAUACCUCCGGUCCUUGAGCUGUUCGCGGCGCUGCAGGACAAGGGAUUCAAGGCCUUCCUUGUCUCCGGGAGGGACGAGGAGACUCUGGGCUCCUGCACGUCCCAGAAUCUGGAGUCAGAAGGGUUCUCAGGGUACGAGAGGCUCAUGAUGAGAACUCCCGAGUACCGAGGGCAGAGCUCGUCGGUGUUCAAGUCGGCGAUGAGGAAGCAGCUGGUGGACGAGGGCUACAGGAUCCGCGGCAACGUCGGGGAUCAGUGGAGCGACCUGCAGGGCGACAACGUCGGUGACCGCGUGUUCAAGAUACCAAACCCCAUGUACUUCGUCCCGUGAAAACACACGGGUCGCCGGCCGGCCACCGGUGUGCUCGCUGCCUGCCUGCCUGCCUGAUCGACUAAUUCGUAGGCCGUGUAAACAACGGCCGAUAUGUGGCAAAACAAGCAUAGUAGAACUUAAAUCAUGAUAAAUAAAUAGGCAGUUUUUCGAUUAAAUUAAUCCAUGAAUAAAUC